UUAAAUUACUACGUAAAGUCGAUUUUCAUGAAAAUAUUAUCCGAUUCUUAGGAAUUUCUAAUCGAAAUGAAGGUAAAAAUAAUAUUGAUAAUUAUUUAAUUUCAAUGUAAUAGCUCAUAAAACUCGCUAAAUAAAGAUUACGUGAUGGUACUGGAAUGUGCCGUUGACGGGCAUCUUCGAAAUUAUUUGGAAAAUCACAUUCUUGCCUGGCAUGAUAAAAUUAACUUGGCAUAUCAGUUAGCUAGUGCUGUUUUGUGUCUGCAUGAUGAAGGAAUUAUUCAUUGUGAUUUGCAUUCCAAUAAUAUAUUGGUUAAUCAACGUAAAGUCAAAAUAGCUGAUUUUGGAUUAUCAAAAAGGAUAGAAGAAUCUAAUGAGUCAUUAAAUAUAAUUGGUGUAAUUCCUUAUUUGGAUCCAAUAAUGUUCAAUAAUUUAUUUUUAAGAUCCGGUCUAAAUGAUUCAGUAUAUUCAUUAGAUGAAAAGAGCGACGUUUAUAGUGUUGGCGUAUUAUUAUGGGAAAUAUAUAGUGGUCAACCUCCAUUUCAUGGGAAAUCAUACGAUAAAGAACUGGCUUUACAAAUUCUAGAUGGUCUUAGAGAAGCACAUAUUCCAAAUACACCAGUUGAUUAUCUUCAUCUUUAUUCAAAAUGUUGGGACGGUGAUCCAUAUAAGAGACCGCAUAUUGGAGAAGUAGUUCAAGUAUUAAAAGGAAUGAUUUCAGAAAAAGAAGAUGAUAAUGAUAAUAUAGAAUAUAAAUUAAUUGAUGAAGAUCUUCUAGGCUUUCCAUAUUCAGACCUUCUAAACCUUCCAGAUCCAGGCUUUCUAGACCUACACGUUCCUAAUGAUUUUAUAGUUGAUCUGAAAAUUUCAGAUAAAAUUAGUAUGAUUAUAAUGUCAUUCAUAAAUAUAACGAAUGAAGGAAAAACUCGUGAUCAGCGUCGUCCAGUUCUUAAAAAUUGUUUGUUGACAUAUAACGUCACCUUAGAAGAAUUUAACGAAUGGUUAAAUAAUAAUUCAACAAUCGAUAUAGUAGAUCCAAAUCAUUUAUUUUUUUUAGGAUAUUUGAAUUAUUCAGGAAUAGACACAACACUAAAUUCUGAUGAUGCAUUUAAAUAUUUUAAGAAAGCAUCAUCAUAUCAACAUCCAGCUGCUCAAUAUUAUUUAGGAAUUUGUUACGAGUAUGGAAUAGGAACUAAAGAGAAGAAGUCGAAUGCAUUUUAUUGGUAUCGUCAAGCAGCGCAUAAUGGACAUGCAAUUGCACAAUAUUAUAUAGGAAAUUAUUUUCAGUUUGGAGUUGAUAAACAAUAUAAUAAAGCUUUUAAGAACUAUCAGUUAAGUGCCAACGGCGGAUUUUCUUUUGGUUUAAAUAUGUUAGGCUAUUGUUAUUCAAAAGGAAUUGGGACUUUUGUUGACAAAAGUACGGCUUUUAAUUUAUAUUUUAAAGCUGCCAAUAUGGAUAAUUGUACCGCUCAAUAUAAUGUUGCGGUUUGUUUUUAUGAAGGUAUUGGUACAGAUGAGGAUAUUGAAAAAGCUAUAGAAUGGUAUAAAAAAUCUGCAAGUAAUGGUUAUGAUAGAGCGAGAAUAAAAUUGGCUGGAUUGUCACUUUUGGAAUCCGAAGAAAAAGAAAUUGAAACUAAACAAAAAAUAAUACAACACUGGAAUUUAAAUUAUGGCUUAUUUUUAGAUGGGUCUAGUAUACAACCAAGUAAAAAACCUGUUCUUGAUGAAAAUGGUAAUUUAGAUAUAAGUAUUUGUGUAUUAAUUUUCCAGUCGCUGAAAUCACUUAUAAAGCUGAUUUUGUGAAAUCUUUUUCAGCGGAUGAAGAAUAUGGUCACAUUAUUGCGAAAAAAUUUAUAGCUGGUGGGCAGUUAUUUAUCAAAAGUUUCAAAGAUUUUCCAAAGCAUGUCCAACAAGUUGACAUUUUAAAAUUUUAUUUAG
This is a messenger RNA of Rhizophagus irregularis DAOM 181602=DAOM 197198, 1935 nucleotides long. The record is from RefSeq and is a predicted model, not a curated record. NCBI's taxonomy places the organism in Eukaryota, Fungi, Glomeromycota, Glomeromycetes, Glomerales, Glomeraceae.